This is a messenger RNA of Diatraea saccharalis (sugarcane borer), 3712 nucleotides long. The record is from the annotation of a GenBank genome assembly. Lineage: Eukaryota; Metazoa; Arthropoda; Insecta; Lepidoptera; Crambidae.
AGUGGACUUUAAGUCAUUGUGUCUCAUAGUCUUUUAUAAAUGAUAAUUCUGUUUGUGCAAUUUUGCCUGCUGGUCGGUGCUUGAAUCCGUCCAAAUUUAUUCGUAAGAGCUCAUAAUGGUGCCGUUUCACCUAGAAGGGGAAACUUUGGGUCAAAAACAUCGACACUUAAACAAUUUGGUUAAGGCAGCGAUUGAUGAUGAAACCUGGAACUUAGAUCCAUUAAAUUACACCGAUCCCGAUCCUUGCAACCUUCUUAGGAUUGAUGUCGCCUGCGGCAGAAGAGACGUGCCAUAUAUUCUAGAAGUAAUGAAAAGUGACGACUUACUUUAUGUGACUCGAGCUAUUAAACGCAGCACAUGGCUCAUCACCGACGUUCAAUACGCUCACAUUAUCAAUCCAGCAUACCUCGAACAGACGCUGUUCCCUUCCAUGACAGCUAAAGCGAAAUCUAAACUACUGUUCUCAAUAAAACAAAACUUGAAGGAUGAGAACCGAGUUGCGGAAUUCUUUAACUUUUACAAAGAUAACCCCGAGAUUUCUAUGAAAUGGUUGCGGUACUGCCCAAUUGCUUUAAUAGAAGAAAAUAUACAAAAUUCUCACGAACUUUUUAGUAUCGAAUUAAUUAUAUGUUUGUGUAGGAAAUCGUUAAAAAUUCUCAAAAUUUAUUGCAAAGAAUGCAACAGAUAUCAUAAACGAGAGGUAUUGAGUAAAACAAAAAAAUAUUUGAAAAGUGACUGCGAUGAAUACUUGGAUAUAAUAGACUCUGUUCAUCAAUAUUAUAAGCCCAAGUUUAAUAAGAAUGCUACACAAAUGGUAAUGGAUAAAUGUCGUGAAAGAAUCAUUGACAAAUUUGAUAAGUAUUGCCAAGUUCUUCACAUACCAACAUUUGCAAAAAACUUAAAAUCCGAAGAUAUAAAAACAUUUUUAGUGAACCAAAAACAGAAUGUAGACUUAAAAUACUGGUUCAAAUUCGAAAAUGUAAGAUAUUUUUUAACACGUAUUCCUAAACACACGAGAAUUGAGUUUGUCAAAUCUCUGUUUAUGAAUAAAGUUAAUACAGAAAGCGAGAAGUUUAAAGGUGGUCCUGAUACUGGGGAAGUUAAGACGUGCGUAACUACAAAAAGGUCACUGAUACGCAAAAAAAGUGCACCAGCUGCCAAAAGGGCACCAGCUGCCAAAAGAGCACCAGCUUCCACUAACGCACAUAUUUAUCAAUGGUAUCAGUAUGCUCCUUUUCAUACAGCAAUGAUAGAAUUAAAAAAACUCAUACGUGCUGAACCACUACCAGCUGAAAGGAACGCUAUUUUUACUGUACUAAUAAAAUGUGCUAGAUCAAAGAAAGAACACCUUAAAACAUUGCUUGAAUAUUAUAGAAAUAAUCAUAUAAAUGAACCUUUCAAAUUCAAAGUUCAAUUUGUUAAUUCAUUUUUAUCGCAUACUAAAUCUCACGAGUUUGAUGUCGAAACCUGGGAUAUACUAAAUAAUAUAUUCUCAAGUAUGGAAAUUUACAUGGAAUCUGAAAACGAUGCUCCAUUUUGUAUUGAAGCAAUAAUUGUUUAUAAAAUUCUUCAUAACCUAGAUAUUCCAGAUGUUAUAAUAAAGAAAUUUACAUUUAACACUCUUCGAAAAUAUCUUAAAAAAUUAAAUGAAAAUGAGCAGAGCAAAAUAUUCAAUUAUCUUUAUAAUUAUCUCGUGGAAACACUGGUAAAUCAGAAAAUCACUAAUGAAUAUGAAAUGGCACAAUAUAUAGAUGCAAUUAAAAACAUGUUAGAAUUAUUAUCAGAUUGGAAAAAAAACCUCGCGGACUACCCUUUCCUUGUAAAUAAAAUCAAAGAAUCUAUUAAAAUAAAACAACAAAAUUCGUGGGAGAUUGAUUCAACGGAUUUUUAUCAUUUGCUGAAGCGUUGGCGAAAACACGUGUUUGAAGAAUCUCUUAUACUCCAUCCAAGUGACGAAGCGUGCUUAAAUGCCUUAAAACAUGAUCCAGGUCUACUUUCACGCUAUCAAAAUGAAAUAGACAUUAUGUAUUCAAGGGAUGCUAUUUCUAUGGAGCGAACUUUAAGAAAGAUGAGAAUUUACUGGUCCGAAUCAAUUGGUAAGCAAUGGACUAAUUAUUACCUGGAACGAAUAGAACAACCUAAAGGAAAAAUGGCUGUUAAAUAUGUUUGUAUUCUUAUGCCACGCCAUCAAAUUCUUCCUCUGAUCGAAAAAAAUGCUCCUUUUGAAACUAAAAUUAAUUGGAAUAAUGCCAGCGAUUUAGGAUUGAUCUUGAAGAAUUAUAUCGCCAGAAACAUGUACUUGGUUCGUCCAUCUGUUUCUAUAGAUACAGUGUUAUUGUAUGCAAAAGGGGAUUAUUUAUAUCACUCCCUGCCUUCUCUCAAUGCCAUUUUGUAUAAUGUAAGCUCUAAUUCGACUUUAAAAUAUAUCACAAAAUUGCUAAAUACACCCGUGUCUUUACAAAAACACGGCAUUAGUACCAUGUUUCUUAAAUUGAAAUAUAGUGAAAUUAAGGAUAUUAUUAUUAACAUAUGGAAGAACACUAAGAAUGCCUCAAUUAAAACAAUUUUAUUCCAACGAACUUUCGAGCUCCUUUGCAAAGAAAAAAAUGAAGCCACUAUCAAAGAUAUUUGGCAGCUGCUGAAUAUAUAUAUUGAAAGUCUGUCACGUGAAGAAAACAGGAUCAUAUAUGAUACAUUUACGAAAUUUUCAGAUGUUCCUAUUACAGUGAGACCAUUAUUUUUCACAAAAGGUUACUUAUAUUUGAAAUCGCUUCCAGCAAAGGCAAAUUGUGAUAAAAUUAUCAACAGAUUAUUUGCUGACGUCAAUCAAUUAAUUGACCUCUUAGAACCCAGCUUCGUUGAAGAUGUUUUUCUGGCAUCUUUUGAAGAGAAAUUCUUUACCACACAGAAUUCAGAUAUUUGUGAUUAUUUUCAAAUAUUAGCUACAUAUAUUCUUUCUUGUAAAUCUGAAGAUGUACAAAUAACGAGAUAUGAAAAAUUGUUGUUACCUAUUUUGCAGAAAGCUGUUUCAUCUUGGAAAAUUAAUCACAAAGGUAAAUAUUACGUAAGAGUAAGAAGCAAACAAUUACUAGAUACCAUAACCAAUUCCUUAACAGAAAUGGCUAUGAAAAAUAAUAUUGCUCCCGUUAAAUUGUAUAAAGCAAUACAAUUAGUGCUUAAAAAUUCAUUAGUAACCGAUGAAAACUAUGAAAUAUUGCUGAAGUGGAAUACAGCUACAUUGUUUAUAGAAAAACUUGAUUUAUAUGUAAAAGAAAAUGCAGAGAUAUAUUCACAAAAAGGAAAUAAAGAUGAAAUGACCCGGGAGGCGUGGGACAAAAUUUGUCUGGAUAUCGCUCCAUCGUUUGGUGAUGCAUGUAAAAAUCAUUUGCAAAAAGACACUUUCUUCAAUCAAUAUCCAGCCUUAAAUAAUGUUGUCCAAGCAGAGCUAAUGACUUUAUGCUUAAAUUUGGGUUUCAAUGAGAAAAGCAAAUUAAUGUUUCUGAAAUCUUUGUUGAAUGACAAAAAUCUGACCACUCUUUAUUGUGUUGUGAUUGAAGCUAUUCGGUACAUGGGUUACACUUCAGAAGACAAGUCCAUUAAAAAAGAAAUAGUAAAGAUAUUACAAUCAAACAAGUCAACCGAAGUUAAAAUUCAUAUGUGUUAUUAUGAUGAGCAACUCAGGGUCGGUGACGAUGGAGACAAUGAAGGCUAA